GCUGACAGAGUAACAAUGGCUUCUCUUCAGCUCAGUCUUCCCUUCUCAUCGGCUAGCCGGUUCAGACACCGGCCGGUUCUUUGUGCUAACGAGCGCCAGGUGCUCUUUAACCGCAUUGCUCCCGUAUAUGAUAACUUGAAUGAUUUAUUGAGUUUGGGUCAACAUCGAAUAUGGAAGCGAAUGUCUGUAUCCUGGAGUGGAGCAAAAUCUGGAGACAAUGUGUUGGAUGUAUGUUGUGGAAGUGGGGAUCUGACAUUUCUUUUGUCUGAGAAGAUUGGGCCUGAUGGCAAGGUGAGAGGUCUUGAUUUCUCAAAGGAACAAUUGUCAAUAGCUUCAUCGCGGCAGGAGUUGCUCAGAAAGUCCUGCUACAAGAAUAUAGAGUGGGUUGAAGGUGAUGCUCUUGAUUUGCCGUUUUCUGAUUGUUUCUUUGAUGCUAUUACCAUGGGUUAUGGGCUACGAAAUGUGGUAGAUAAACAUAAAGCCUUUGAGGAGAUGUUUCGAGUUCUAAAACCAGGCUCUACAGUAUCUGUCCUUGACUUCAACAAAAGCACUCAACCAUUUACUGCCACGAUUCAGGAAUGGAUGAUUGAUAAUGUUGUUGUCCCAGUGGCAACUGGUUAUGGCCUUGCUAAGGAAUACGAGUAUUUGAAGAGUUCAAUCAAGGAAUUUUUAACAGGGGAGGAGUUGGAGAAGCUUGCUCUGGAAGUAGGAUUUUCUAGAGCUAAACAUUAUGAGAUCGGUGGAGGCCUCAUGGGGAACUUAGUGGCCACUCGUUAACUUCGAGUCCGUUUGUUUUAUUAUUUUGGAUAGGAUUUUGGAAAUAAUAUUGGAUAGUUGAGUAGGGUUAUUAUUACGAGAAUAAGAUUUGAAGAAUAUGUGUUU
Pistacia vera is the source of this 882-nucleotide messenger RNA. Its product is annotated as 2-phytyl-1,4-beta-naphthoquinone methyltransferase, chloroplastic-like. Lineage: Eukaryota; Viridiplantae; Streptophyta; Magnoliopsida; Sapindales; Anacardiaceae. The record is from RefSeq and is a predicted model, not a curated record. The transcript has 8 exons. Bases 16 to 777 code for a protein of 253 amino acids. Gene Ontology annotation, molecular function: 2-phytyl-1,4-naphthoquinone methyltransferase activity. Gene Ontology annotation, biological process: phylloquinone biosynthetic process.